AUGAUAAAAGGUGCGGGCGGAAUUUUCAGCCUAUUCAUUCAUAGAGGCUUUUAUCCGCUUAACAACAGGUCAUUUUCACACACAGCGGGUAUCUUGUCAAAGACGCAACAAUUUCUAAUAACCAGAACGAUCAAUGCUCCUGCCGCCGAUGUUUACGAUGUGGUUUCCGAUAUAUCUGAAUACAAAAAGUUCAUGAAAUACUGUAAUGAAUCCUUCGUCGACAAAAGAGACCCUGAGACAGGUAAACCUAGCGAGGCUGGUUUGAGGGUGGGUUUUCAGCACUAUGACGAAACAUUCGUUUGCCAAAUAAGGUGUCUGGAAGAGAGAGACAACAAUUAUACUGUGGUGGCAAACUCACUGACCCAUAGCUUGUUUAAAGCUCUGCAAACGAAAUGGAGCAUCAAGCCCCAUCAGAUGAGACCCGGGGUGACUGAGGCCAUACUUUGCCUGGAGUUUCAAUUCAAAAAUGGUUUAUAUAAUAACGUGGCGUCUAUCUUCGGCAAAAGUGUCACUGAACUCGUCAUGAAAUCGUUCGAAAGGCGCAUUUUUACCUUGAGACGGCAAAAUUUGAAAGGUAAGCCUGCGGAUGCUCCGUAG
Molecule: messenger RNA, 597 nt
Organism: Lachancea meyersii CBS 8951
Lineage: Eukaryota; Fungi; Ascomycota; Saccharomycetes; Saccharomycetales; Saccharomycetaceae
Source: the annotation of a GenBank genome assembly